This is a messenger RNA of Phyllostomus hastatus (greater spear-nosed bat), 1053 nucleotides long. Its product is annotated as solute carrier family 25 member 53-like. NCBI's taxonomy places the organism in Eukaryota, Metazoa, Chordata, Mammalia, Chiroptera, Phyllostomidae. The record is from RefSeq and is a predicted model, not a curated record.
AUGGAGGUGACUGCCAGGGCCCCAGGAGUGCUCCAGAAGGAUGCAAGGAGUUUUGCUCCAGAUAUAACGGUCAGCCUAACCUCUUCCCACCCUCCCCCCCCCCAAACUCUUGCCAGUUUCUUCCAUCUGCACCCAGUUGUCUCCAGCAUGGGGGAACAGAACCACUCUCCUGGGAAUGAGCUUCAGCACUGGACACAAUCAGAAACUCCUGGAAAGAAAAUCUGGCACUCCCAGGCCUACGCCCUUGGGGCCAUUUCCAAUUUUAUGUCUACUUUUCUGACCUUUCCUAUUUACAAGGUUGUGUUCCGGCAACAGAUCCAUGCUAUGGCAGUGUCAGAGGCUCUGCGACAGCUUUGGCAUGAAGGCCCCCAGUACUUCUCGGGAAUCUACCCACCUCUUCUCUCCAAGACGUUGCAAGGGACUCUACUGUUUGGGACUUACGAUAGCCUGCUGUGCUCUCUCUCCCCUGAUGGUCCACACUCCCUGGGACACCGCUGGGCUGCGGGGCUCAUGUCUGGUGUUGUGGAGGCUGUGGCACUCAGCCCCUUUGAAAGAGUACAAAAUGUGCUCCAGGAUGGUCGCAAGCAAGCUCGCUUCCCUACCACCUUCAGCAUUCUCAAGGAAUUCAACUCAUAUGGGCUUUGGGGGCGGCUGUCACUAGGCUACUAUCGUGGUUUCUGGCCUGUUCUUCUCAGGAACAGCCUGGGGAGUGGUCUGUAUUUCUCCUUCAAGGACCCUAUCCAGGAUGGCUUGGCAAAGCAAGGGCUACCCCACUGGGUUCCUGCCUUGGUGUCUGGGAGUGUCAAUGGAACGAUCACCUGCUUAGUUCUCUAUCCUCUGAUUGUGCUGGUUGCCAAUAUGCAGUCCCAUAUUGGCUGGCAGAGCAUGCCCAGCCUGUGGGCCUCUGCCUGGGACAUGUGGGACACUCGGGGCCGAAAGGUGUUCCUGAUUUAUCGUGGAGGCUCCCUCGUCAUCCUAAGGUCCAGUGUAACAUGGGGCCUCACUACUGCUAUCCAUGACUUCCUUUCAGUGGGGGGAGGGAAGUCAGAAUGA